GAGACGAAGUUCAAAGCCAAAUCUGUGUUCAUAGUGAACACUCAAUGUACUAAACCAUGAUUCCAACUCUAUGGUUUCUCAUAUUAUCACAUACUUACUUUUGUUAUGCACAACAAUUUUAUGAUCCAACGUUAUGCGAUUCCCAUACAAAUAAUCCCGGGACACGCUACGCAUGCAAUUCGUUCCAGAAAUCAUGCCAAACAUUUCUUGUGUACAGAGCAAACCAGGGGUUUCAAACAAUCUUCAACAUUUCAAGCUUGUUCAAUGUCAUAUCACACGACGAGUUACUUUCUCUCAACAACUUGACAUCUUCGACUCAGAUACUUGAACCAGGUACAGAUGUUCUUGUUCCCAUCAAAUGUUCUUGUACAGGCCAGUUUUUUCAGGCAAAUUUAAGCUAUUAUGUUGCUUACAAUACGACUUUCGCGAAUGUGGCUUGUGGGGUUUACGAAGGUCUAGUGAAAUCAAGUAUCCUUGUUGAGGAAAACGAAUUUCAGGGAAAUGUUCUGAACAUUGGCUCUGUGCUUAAUGUCCCUUUGAAAUGUGCGUGUCCUGAUAAUGUCUCGAGUGUGGCGGGUUAUAAGUACUUUGUGACAUACCCUUUGGUGGAAGGAGAUUACACAAAUAAGGUAGCACAGAAGUUUGAUAUUGCUGGUGAGGAUAUUUGGGAAGCAAAUCAUAUUGAUUCGUUAGUAACUGUUUAUCCAAACACCACAAUUUUGGUCCCCUUGAGAUCUGAACCAAGGAUUCGCUUUAUUAGUCCAGAUUCUCAGCCUCCAACUCCGGGUUUUCUUCCCAUAAGUCCAAUUGAAAGGACAAAAAGCAUCAAGCUUAAGAAGCUGUACAUUGCAGGAUCUGUUAUCGGGUUUUCCCUUGUGCUUUUGACACUUCUUGGUUGUGGGAUCUAUGUAAAGGCCUUGAGAAGAUGGAAAGGGGAGAAAUUUCAUCACUCUUCAGCUCGUCGUAGCUCAAUGACUUCUUUUUCAACGCCUUUAAGCUCUCCGUUGUCUGUAAUGACUCCUAGGAGCUCCACUAAUUCUUGCUUGUCUCCUGAUCUUCUUAUUGGUCUAAAGUAUACUCUGUGCAGCUAUAGUACAGAGGAAAUUAGAGAAGCUACGAACGAUUUUACAGAAGAGACAAAGAUAAAUGGAUAUUUGUACAAGGGCUUUAUAGAUGAUGCUGAAGUGAUGAUCAAACAGAUGAGAUUUGAAGACAUUCGACAAGUUAUUGACUUGCAUUCGAAGAUGAAUCAUGUCAAUAUCAUGAAACUGCUUGGUGUAUGUUACGGUGAGAGUGAUUUUUCUUGGUCUUAUCUUGUCUUUGAACUUCCAAAAAAUGGGUCAUUAAGAGAUUGUUUGUCAAAACCACUUAAAUCACUGAAAUGGAUUAAAAGAACUCAUAUAGCUUAUGAUCUGGCCAAAGCCCUUCAUUAUCUGCACUAUUGUAUGGUUCCUCCACAUACUCACAUGAGCAUAAAUUCAACCAACAUUUUCCUGACACCGAGCUGGAGGGCGAAGCUAGCCGUUUCUGGUUCAACUCCUAGUGUAGGCUGCUCCAAGGAAAAUGAAAUAAUGUCAAGUGCUGGAGGGUGGAUUGCUCCGGAACAUCUCCUCAAUGGACUAGUGAAUGAAAAGGUUGACAUUUUUGCAUUUGGAGUAGUUCUGCUGGAGCUGAUGUCCGCGAGGGAGAGUGUAGAAGGAAGAUCAUUCAGAGAAUCCAUAGGAUUUUUAGGAGGGGGGGCUAGUGAAGGUGGUUGUUUUGAGCAGUUGAGGAGUUUCAUGGACCCUUCUCUGAAGGAGGAUUAUCCACUUGCUGAGGCUCUGUGUUUAGCAGUUCUGGCUAAGGCUUGUGUGGAAGAUGAUCCAAUGCAUAGGCCUUCUAUGGAUGAUAUCAUCAAAGUUCUUGCUAGAAUGGUGUAAAAAUGUCUUACACAUAUGCUAAAAAUGAUCUGCAGCUAUUUUCUCUUCUUUAGUUUCUACACAUCAUUUUUGGGACUAAAUGUUGUGUCAGUUAUGAUUCAGAAAUGAUGAAUUCUUGAUCAUAAUUUAAAGUCUUCUCAUGUUGCAUUGAGAAGCGAACUUGAGUGCACAAUUGGAAGUGUGCUGUGAACGAUUAGUUCACAACAAUAUAAUAUUGUUAUACACCCAAUUAGGAUCAUAUUUUGUAUUUGAUAAUUGUCAUUAGCCGGAUUUUAUUUCCGAGAGCAACUCCAGAAAAGUUUUUAGAGAUGUGUUUUAUCUGAUGAUAUUUUUUUCACAUUUUACUAUGAAAAACUAGCAUAAUAACCCGUGCGAGGCACGGGCAACUUGUGUGAAAUGUUGUAUGAAACAAGUAAAGGAUUGUUGCUCAAACAGUUGAA
This is a messenger RNA of Daucus carota subsp. sativus, 2359 nucleotides long. RefSeq names its product protein LYK5. The record is from RefSeq and is a predicted model, not a curated record. The transcript has a single exon. Lineage: Eukaryota; Viridiplantae; Streptophyta; Magnoliopsida; Apiales; Apiaceae. Gene Ontology annotation, biological process: protein phosphorylation. Bases 57 to 1919 code for a protein of 620 amino acids. Gene Ontology annotation, molecular function: protein kinase activity; ATP binding.